This is a messenger RNA of Rhipicephalus sanguineus (brown dog tick), 333 nucleotides long. RefSeq names its product neuropeptide-like protein 30. The transcript is spliced from 2 exons. The record is from RefSeq and is a predicted model, not a curated record. Lineage: Eukaryota; Metazoa; Arthropoda; Arachnida; Ixodida; Ixodidae. The coding region runs from base 18 to 263 and encodes 81 amino acids.
CUCCGCGACAUUUCGCUAUGAAGUCCCUCCUGUGUACCCUCGUUGUCCUUGCUGUCCUGGUCACAGUAAGCGCUGGCUACUACGGUGGCUACGGCCACGGCUACGGCCAUGGCGGCUACAGCCACGGCAUCACACACCACUACGACAACCAGCGGGCGCACUACGGCUAUGGGGGAUACGGAGGCUACGGCCGCGGCUACGGGGGAUACGGCGGCUACGGCGGCUACGGCGGCUACGGCUAUGGCCACGGCUUCUACGGCUAAGCUGUUUCGCCCAGUGACCUACAAGUGAAGCAUGAAUGACGAGUGAAAGCAAAAUAAAUGAUUCGUCUAA